AUGACAGCUGGCGCAAUUUCGCUUGCUGAGCUCAUGAGCCAUCAUCGUGAUCUCUUGGUUCAACCAAUAUGCUGGACUUCUCGUCAUUUGGAUAUGCUGGGAUGUCAAUUUGAACACUUUGACCAUGUGCCACCAGACGACAUCGAACCUGAUUUAGAUCCAUGCCAACCAAUUGAUCACGAACAGAAGUUGGAAGAACGGAGUCGCGGAACUCCCGAGGAACUCUUUGAAGGCUCCUCUAUACUAAGCCGGCCGUUCGGCCUCUCAUUUCUCAUAUGGCCCUUGCUUAACCGAAGAUGUGAAACACCGUAUUUUUUUUUUGCAAAUAAGAGAAUUCAUCGGCCUCUGUAUGAAGUGUUCUAUCGCUGCCGUAAACUCAGCCAGCCAGCUAGCCAAGCACCGCGGCCAAUCGUUGGAUAUUUGGAUUAUUGCCGCGUAGAACGUUACCGCGGGGAAAUGUUUAUCCCUCGUACGCCCAAACAUGGCGGUGACAACCGCCCCGGGUGGAGAAUUCAGAUGAAACGAGUAGCCCAGAUCACACCAAAGAACUGGAGCGAGGAUCCGUAUCUGCUGUGUGUUCUGUUGUCCCUUGCACAGCUCCAGGAGUACCAUCGAAAAGAGUGGCACCCGCCCAUCCACAUAUCGCGUCUGAUUUUGACAACCAAGCCGGGCGAUAAAUUCUUCCAUAUUUUUGAAGCUCACAUAACUUCUGAGCUUCUCGGAAUGCUUGACAACCCAAAUACUGCCAGAAAGCACAUAGACUGGCCGACCAUCAAACACAAAAAGGUCCUAUUCAGACCUCUUGAUAGUCUCGCAGAGCGACUUCAAGCUGAGAUCACCCUUAACCAGCCACCUGGCACAUUCGAUAUCUCAGAUCCAGCUAAUCCAAAUGACAUCAAAAAAGAAGAAGAGGAUGUAAUCCACAUCCAAAGAACAAAAGAGGUCGAAAGGAAGACCAGAAAGAGAGCAAAAAAAGAAUCAUUCGUCCGUUCCGAGACAAGAGUUUCAUGA
Messenger RNA from Penicillium roqueforti, 1011 nucleotides. RefSeq lists its product as uncharacterized. The coding region runs from base 1 to 1011 and encodes 336 amino acids. The transcript is spliced from 3 exons. NCBI's taxonomy places the organism in Eukaryota, Fungi, Ascomycota, Eurotiomycetes, Eurotiales, Aspergillaceae. The record is from RefSeq and is a predicted model, not a curated record.